GUGCCCUUCUCCAACCCCUGUUGCACUUCUGAAACCUUCCGUACCCCCUUUCCCUCGUUCUCGCCUCGACCUCACUCCCCCUGGCUUGGACAGCAUCCCCGCUCUACCCUCCGCCCACGCACCGCCUGACUCCGAGGGGUGCGAGCGCAUUGGGCUGCGCCCGCGUGGGGGCGCCUCGCCAGCUUCGCGUAGCUGUUCUGACGCCGCCGUCGCCGCCGCCCUCCGCAUCCCAGCCGGCUCCCGCGCCAGCUCUGCAGUGUACUCGUUGCCUCUCGGGCCGGUCCCACCGAGAGCCAGCCUAUCGCGCCCGGUGGCAGCUUCGAACGCCCGGCGCGAGGGUCAUGAGCCAGAGCGCCCUGGGGCGCCGCGCCAAGAGCCAGCAGAGAUAGCGGCCCUCGCCGCCUUGACGCGCGCCAGCCGCGUCCCCAGACCCUUCUGUCCUUUCCUCUCGCCCGGCCGCCGCCAUGGCCACCCUGCUCCGCAGCAAGCUGACCAAUGUGGCCACGUCAGUCUCCAACAAGUCCCAGGCCAAGGUGAGCGGCAUGUUUGCCAGGAUGGGGUUUCAGGCGGCCACGGAUGAGGAGGCGGUGGGAUUCGCGCACUGCGACGACCUCGACUUUGAGCAUCGCCAGGGCCUGCAGAUGGACAUCCUGAAAUCGGAGGGCGAGCCCUGCGGGGAUGAGGGCGCUGAACCACCCGUCGAGGGAGACAUCCAUUAUCAGCGCGGCGGCGCUCCCCUGCCACCCUCAGGCUCCAAGGACCAGGCCAUGGGAGCUGGUGGCGAGUUUGGGGGUCAGGACAAGCCCAAGAUCACGGCGUGGGAGGCGGGCUGGAACGUGACAAACGCCAUUCAGGGCAUGUUCGUGCUUGGCCUACCCUACGCCAUCCUCCACGGAGGCUACCUGGGCUUGUUUCUCAUCAUUUUCGCCGCAGUGGUGUGCUGCUACACCGGCAAGAUCCUCAUCGCCUGCCUGUAUGAAGAGAACGAAGAUGGCGAGGUGGUGCGCGUGAGAGACUCCUAUGUGGCCAUAGCUAACGCGUGCUGCGCUCCUCGCUUCCCCACGCUGGGCGGCCGCGUGGUCAAUGUGGCGCAGAUCAUCGAGCUGGUGAUGACAUGCAUCUUGUACGUGGUGGUGAGCGGCAACCUCAUGUACAACAGCUUCCCGGGGCUGCCCGUGUCGCAGAAGUCCUGGUCCAUCAUCGCCACGGCGGUGCUGUUGCCCUGUGCCUUCCUGAAGAACCUCAAGGCCGUGUCCAAGUUCAGUCUGCUGUGCACGCUGGCCCACUUCGUCAUCAACAUCCUGGUUAUCGCUUACUGUCUCUCUCGCGCGCGUGACUGGGCCUGGGAGAAGGUUAAGUUCUAUAUCGACGUCAAGAAGUUUCCCAUCUCCAUCGGCAUCAUCGUGUUCAGCUACACGUCGCAGAUCUUCCUGCCCUCGCUCGAAGGCAACAUGCAACAGCCCAGCGAAUUCCACUGUAUGAUGAACUGGACGCACAUCGCCGCCUGCGUGCUCAAGGGUCUCUUCGCGCUCGUCGCCUACCUCACCUGGGCCGAUGAGACCAAGGAGGUCAUCACGGAUAACCUGCCCGGCUCCAUCCGCGCCGUUGUCAACCUCUUCCUGGUAGCCAAGGCGCUCCUGUCCUACCCGCUGCCCUUCUUCGCGGCCGUCGAAGUGCUGGAGAAGUCACUCUUCCAGGAAGGCAGCCGAGCCUUCUUCCCGGCCUGCUACGGAGGUGACGGUCGCCUCAAGUCCUGGGGGCUGACGCUGCGCUGCGCCCUGGUCGUCUUCACACUGCUCAUGGCCAUCUACGUGCCGCAUUUCGCGCUGCUCAUGGGCCUCACGGGCAGCCUCACCGGAGCUGGCCUCUGCUUCCUGCUGCCCAGUCUCUUCCACCUGCGCCUGCUCUGGCGCAAGCUGCUGUGGCACCAGGUCUUCUUCGAUGUGGCCAUCUUCGUCAUUGGCGGCAUCUGCAGCGUGUCGGGCUUCGUGCAUUCACUCGAGGGCCUCAUCGAGGCCUACCGAACCAACGCAGAGGACUAGGGGCCGGGGAUCCUGCCCCCAGCUCCCGCCCAACCCACCCCCUCCCUCGCCCCCUCAAUCUUAACCCUCCCUUCACCAGCCCCGUGUACGGCCGCGCUAGGGAGGCCGAGCUUUAAACACCUCCGGUUCCUAGUUGCUGAUUAUUCGGGGACGGGGUGGGGGAGGGAGGGAUAGACAUUCAAGGUCCACUGCGUCUGC
Messenger RNA from Acomys russatus (golden spiny mouse), 2240 nucleotides. It is a transcript of the gene Slc32a1, whose product is annotated as solute carrier family 32 member 1. Gene Ontology annotation, cellular component: vacuolar membrane. Bases 465 to 2042 code for a protein of 525 amino acids. The record is from RefSeq and is a predicted model, not a curated record. Gene Ontology annotation, biological process: amino acid transmembrane transport. NCBI's taxonomy places the organism in Eukaryota, Metazoa, Chordata, Mammalia, Rodentia, Muridae. Gene Ontology annotation, molecular function: amino acid transmembrane transporter activity. The transcript has 2 exons.